UGGGGAAUAAUGCUGCCGGCUGUCUAACUGGCAGCCUGCUCUCUCCCAGCUCUGUGUCCUACUUCAUCUCCCUCUCUCCCUCUCUCUCCCCCUAAAUCCGUGUCUCCGUCAGUGCCAUGGGCAGAGGCAGGGGUUAAAGCGCUAACCACACACACACACAGUCCGUGCCUUGCUCCACACUCCUGCUUGCCUGUGUGUGUGUGUGUGAGGGGAGCUCUCUCUCUCUCUCUCUGUGUGAGGGGAGCUCUCUCUCUCUCUCUCUGUGUGUGCAACUCCCCAGCGCUUGAGCCGGUUCCAUCUCAAGGUUAAUACCAGGCGCAGGAAAUUUGCAGGAGGAAUUAUCAGCGACCCAUCCAAUGUGCCCAAUUUGCUGCAUAAAUCUCAUCUUGGAUCGAGAAGAAAGAUAAAUCAAACAGGCAAGGAAACUGGCCUUGAAGAUCGGGAGACGCGAAUCUGAGCAGAUAUCUCAACUCAAACUGGACGGGAACUGAUGCUGCUGCUGCGCCGUGUGGAUUAAUUCAGCUGUUUUCCCCUUGUAUUUGGAAGACGCGUGAGGGGGAAAAGUCAGUUGAGAAAACAAGAAAAGAACAGCCCACAACCGCUCGCCUGGCCAAAGGACUUUAGCUAAACCCAGCCCCCGGGGGUGUGUGGGGGACCGCCAGCCCGUGAGACUGGGGUUGGCCAACCCUCCUUGGUGGAAGGACCUCAUUGUUCAAGGGGAGUGUUUUGCCUUCAUUGGAAGACGUUCCUGUAUUGCAAGAUGGUAACUGUGGACUCAGAUGGAUAAUACCAGUGUCGGAUGCAAUUAGUUGGAUCUUUGCGGUGGUAAAUGGAUCCUCUGGAUUGUAUUAAUCCAGUUGCUCGAAAUUAAGAUUGAAGUUGAUUCCCAGCCUGAGACCAAGGCUGCUUUCUCAUUUCUGGAAGGUUGUAUGCUCACUCUGAGAUCAGAAAACAAUGUUGAACUCCAAUGGAAUACCAUGGAUGUCUUUUGUCCUUGCUCCAACCUUGAAUCUAAACAUCCUGCUUUGGAUAACGACCCUUGCGGUGCGGUUUGGCCUUCUCAGUUGCCAGGAAAACUAUCCCAUUGUCAACACCAACUAUGGGAAGCUCAGGGGGGUGAGAACGCCGCUUCCCAAUGAGAUCCUGGGACCCGUGGACCAGUACCUUGGAAUACCGUACGCCUCAGCUCCGACGGGAGAGAGACGCUUCCAGCACCCGGAGUCCCCAUCCUCCUGGACCGGCAUCAGGAACGCUACGCAUUUUGCCCCAGUCUGCCCCCAGAACAUUCACGGGAUCUUGCCCGAUGUGAUGCUGCCGGUCUGGUUUACCUCCAACCUGGAUAUCGUGGCCACUUACAUCCAAGAUCAGAGUGAAGACUGCCUCUACCUGAACGUCUACGUUCCGACUGAGGACGGAGCCAACACAAAGAAACACGCUGAUGAUAUAACCAGUAAUCAUGGUGAUGAAGAUGAAGAUAUCCAUGACAAUGGUCCCAAACCAGUUAUGGUAUACAUUCAUGGAGGUUCCUACAUGGAAAGCACAGGCAACUUAAUCGAUGGAAGCAUUCUGGCAAGUUAUGGAAAUGUCAUUGUUGUCACACUCAACUACAGGCUCGGGGUUUUAGGCUUUCUAAGCACAGGUGACCAAGCUGCCAAAGGCAAUUAUGGAUUGCUGGACCAAAUUCAGGCAUUAAGGUGGAUCAGUGAAAAUAUCGGAGCUUUUGGAGGAGAUUCGAUGCGGAUUACAGUCUUUGGAUCUGGGGCAGGAGCAUCCUGUGUCAGUUUACUGACACUCUCCCAUUAUUCAGAAGGUCUGUUCCAGAAGGCAAUUAUUCAGAGUGGGACAGCCUUGUCUAGCUGGGCUGUUAACUACCAGCCUGCCAAGUAUACCCGCUUGCUGGCAGAGAAGGUUGGCUGCAGUAUGCUGGACACCAUCGACCUGGUGGAGUGCCUCCGGAUGAAGAGCUACAAGGAGCUGAUUGAGCAGGACAUUAUGCCUGCCCGUUACCACAUCGCUUUUGGGCCAGUCAUUGACGGAGACGUCAUUCCUGAUGACCCCCAGAUCCUCAUGGAGCAGGGCGAGUUCCUCAACUAUGACAUCAUGCUGGGUGUCAACCAGGGCGAGGGCCUGAAGUUUGUGGAGAACAUGGUGGACAACGAGGACGGGAUCUCGGCCAGCGACUUCGACUUCGCUGUCUCCAACUUUGUCGACAACCUGUACGGCUACCCGGAGGGGAAGGACACCCUACGGGAGACCAUCAAGUUCAUGUACACUGACUGGGCGGACAAGGAGAACCCUGAGACCCGCCGCAAGACUCUUGUAGCGCUGUUCACUGACCACCAGUGGGUAGCGCCAGCGGUGGCGACAGCAGACCUACACGCCCAGUAUGGCUCACCCACCUAUUUCUACGCCUUUUACCACCACUGCCAGAGCGACAUGAAGCCAGGCUGGUCUGAUGCUGCGCACGGAGAUGAAGUCCCCUAUGUCUUUGGCGUCCCCAUGAUUGGACCCACUGAGCUUUUCCCCUGCAACUUCUCGAAGAACGAUGUCAUGCUCAGUGCGGUGGUCAUGACUUACUGGACCAACUUUGCAAAGACAGGUGACCCAAACCAGCCCGUUCCACAAGACACAAAAUUCAUCCACACAAAACCCAACCGGUUUGAGGAGGUGGCCUGGUCAAAGUAUAAUCCAAAGGAUCAACUGUACCUUCACAUCGGCCUGAAGCCCAGGGUGAGGGAGCAUUACCGUGCUACGAAAGUGGCCUUCUGGCUAGAAUUGGUCCCCCACCUUCACAAUCUGAACGAAAUCUUCCAGUACGUGUCAACCACCACCAAAGUGCCGCAGACCGACUCCACGCCAUUCCCUUACGUGACCCGACGGGCCCCAGGGAAGCUGUGGUCCUCCACCACCAAGCGGCCGCCUCUGACACCUUCCCACAACCCCAACAAGCAGGCCAAAGAUACGCGCAAGUCCAGCCCUGAAGAGACGACAGUCCUGAUUGAAGACAAGAGGGACUAUUCGACCGAGCUAAGCGUCACCAUUGCCGUGGGGGCGUCGCUGCUCUUCCUGAACAUCCUGGCGUUUGCUGCCCUCUACUACAAGAAGGACAAGCGGCGACACGAGACACACCGGCGACAGAGCCCCCAGAGAGGGGGUGGUGGAGGCACCGCCAACGACCUGGCUCACCUCCAGAACGAGGAGAUGAUGUCACUGCAGAUGAAGCAAAUGGACCACGAGCACGAGUGUGAGGCGAUGCAGACCCACGACACCCUGAGGCUCACCUACCCACCCGACUACGCCCUGACCCUGAGGAGGUCACCGGACGACAUCCCGCUCAUGACCCCCAACACCAUCCCCAUGAUCCCCAACACCCUGGCUGCAAUGCAGCCCCUGCACACCUUCAACACGUUCACCGGUGGACAAAACAGUACGAGCUUGCCCCACGCACAUUCCACCACUCGGGUAUAGCUCCCCCUGUUGGAGGAGACCCUUUUACCCCCAUUUGAGUUUCCCACCUCCCCUCCCCCAAUUGAGCGAGAAAUCUCAUUUUGUUUCUUUUUUUUUCCAUUUUUUCAACACAAUUUUAACAAGCGGCGAAGCAGAACUUGUCAGCAAACCAUCCGCAAGUAGAAGACAAAUAUCGGAGUAACUACUUUCUUUUUGGUGGAGAGGGUGGUGGGGGUGGGAAGGGGAUAAGUUGCUAUAUUCACUUCACGGUUGUAUUGUUUCAAUUAACAUAGCCAAGGGAAAGACAAAAUAAAAACAAAAUAAAGAGGAACAGUGCAUUCUACAAUCAGAGUUGAAAGCAGAAGUCUUUUAUAAAUGAUGAACAUUUGAAAAACUAAUUCAAAUAUUCCACUGUAUCAGAUGGAACUGACAGCUCAGUGUCCAACAGCGCAGAGAAUUGUGGAUCUUUUCUAACCAUCUGGCAGAGACAGUGAGAAAUAUAAACCAUAGGACAGUGUAUUCAACAAAGGAUAGCUCUCGUUUCAAAGUAAGUGAUUGUACAGUGUCUUCAAUGUGCCAUGCUGUGUUACACCCUUAUUGCCAGGAAUUAAUGAUCGAACAAAGGCUUUUUUUUUAAUUGAGAUGUGUGAUGGUACUGCACUUGAUGAAUAUCCCAUUUCAUCGAUGAAAGGACAAUUCAGUUGCGUGGAUCCCAAGCCUGUAUGAAGUGAGACUGACUUGUCCCUCUGAACUGUAUUUAUGAAACUUUGUAAACAUUUGUAAAUAGCUGUGGGUUUAAAGAAAAAAAUGCUUUUAUCGUUCUUUUUAAGUUUUAAAGGGUCAGCUUUUAGACAGCUUGUGCUUUAUAUCAUGUUCUUUCUGUAUAUACAUGAGAUGAACCAUCUCUGUUCUCUGCCAAUUACUUUACCUGGAUAUUAUGGUACCUGAAGUACUUUUGAGGCUAGGGAAUUUGUAACAUCAACCUCUGUAGAAGAUAUGCCCGCUUAUGCUUAUUGCCCAGAACAUUUCUUCUAUGUAACUUAGCUUAUCUCUGUUUUAGAUUAUGUUAGGUGCAUGUUUAAGUAUCGUAGCGAGCGACUGUGGAUUUGUAUUUUCUUUUGGUACAUGAUCAGGAAGGAAAAGGUGAGUCAGGAUACAAGACAACAUAUGACUUGUGGAGUCCUGAAGGCAGUUGGGCAGGAUAUGGAGAAUUUACAAAUAAACGAUACUGUUAAUAUUUAAAGCAGAUGACAAAAAAAAAGUUUUCUCUCAUCAUCCAUCUUGCAUCAAUUCUUCAGGACAAUGCUUUUGUUAUUUGCCUUUUGUGGGAGGGAUGGGGCUUGCAACAAGCUGAUGACUGACUCAGUUUGGAUUAGCAGGUCCAGGCGAUGUGUCUGAGGGGGUCAGUGACUAGGGACACAGUUUCUCCUGCUCGGUAAGAGUGCCUCGCAACCCUAGAGGGUCCGUAUUGAAAUUUUCCAGAUCACAAACUUCGAGAUGUUCGGGGUACAAAGGUUAAGGGAUAAUUAUCUGCUUUGGGGAAUGAUAGACAGAUUGAACAUGGUUUUGCCUUUGGGAGAAACAUACCUCGUAAGGACACAAGUCUAGAAUACAAGUAAUAUACUUUCAUUUGAAUCUUGUUAACUGUGUGUAUUCUUUAUCUCAUUAUGUCCUAUACAUUUUGAAGCACGAAGGGUCUUUAAAUGUAGUAUAUCGAUGUAUAUGUUUUUGUUCACUUUUGUUUGCCUUAAGUGAUAAUAGACAAUGACCUUUUGGCUGGACAUAUAUAUAUAUAUAAAAUUUUCAGCAGCUUUUUUAAAUAAAAUGAUCACACUAUUUUCUAAUUUAUUGUACUUUUGUUAUGAAUGAUUAAAUCUCACAG
Chiloscyllium plagiosum (whitespotted bambooshark) is the source of this 5329-nucleotide messenger RNA. RefSeq names its product neuroligin-4, X-linked. Gene Ontology annotation, cellular component: membrane. The record is from RefSeq and is a predicted model, not a curated record. NCBI's taxonomy places the organism in Eukaryota, Metazoa, Chordata, Chondrichthyes, Orectolobiformes, Hemiscylliidae. Gene Ontology annotation, molecular function: neurexin family protein binding.